AUAUAUCCCGACGUCGGCAAGUCGAGAGAAAUAGUUGCUAGGCUUGUCUUCCGAGAUAGUCGGGAGAGGCAGCGGUGCUACAUUAGAGGACAAAAAAGGAAAAAAUACACAACAGUAUUUAUGAAUUUAAUUAUAUAACACUAUAUGUUGUCCAGAUAUUAUCAAAUAAAAAGUUAGAAACGAAUUUCCUCCGAGCUCCGUUGCACUAAAUGGAGGAGAAGAAGGAAGACGGGGACUCGGAGAUACAAGAACACGGACCGGAGCACUGGUUCUCAAAAUGGGAGCGGCAAUGUUUAGCCGAAGCCGAACAGAUGGAGCCGGGCGAGGAGGAGGCCGACAACGACCAGGAUAAACUCUGGCAUCUCUUCCAGAACUCCGCCACUGCCGUAGCCCAGUUAUACAAAGACAGGGUAUGCCACCAGCAGGGCCUGUCGCUGUGGGUGCCAUUUCAGAACGCCGCCACGGCAGUGACCAACCUUUACAAAGAGAGCGUGGAAGCCCACCAGAGAAGCUGUGACCGGGGCAUCCAGAUAGGGAACCAGCGACGUAACAAGGAUAUGCUGGCUUGGGUGAAGAAGCGGCGAAGAACCAUCCGUAGGGAGGAUCUUAUCAGCUUUCUGUGUGGCAAAGCCCCCCCACACAGGAGCAGCAGGACCAACUCUCGCCUGGCCAUGGUGGCCCCCAGCCGGGCUAAUUCCCCCGCAGAGACCGGCUCAUCGGUGGAGACCGACCUGCAGCCGUUCAGGGAGGCCAUAGCUCUGCACGGUCUGAGCGGGGCCAUGGCGAGCAUCAGCGUGCGCUCCGGGGCUCCGGGUUCUCCGACGCACGUGAGCGGGAGCAGCAGCACCACGGGGGGCGCGGCGGGGGGCCCGUCCUCCGGCUCUGGGCCGGUGUGCCGCAGCCGGCGCAACGGGCUCCAGGACGUGGAUCUGAACACUUUCAUCACAGAGGAGAUGGCCCGCCAUCUGGACUCUACCGGCUCCGCCGCCGCGGGGGGAGGAGGGGGAGGAGGAGGAGGCACCAGGAAACGGAACUCCACCCAGUGUAGCGACGUCAUCACGGACUCGCCCACGCACAAACGCAACAGGGUGAUCUGAGCCGCCGCCCGCCUGCCUGCCAGCGAAGGGUGCGGCGGAGCCUCCAGACCCAGGAUGGACCCAGACUCCUCAGCGUCUGGGCUGGGAGGGAAAGCAGGGGGCCUGAAGGCUCUCAGUCGCAUUUGUUCUUGAAUUGUGUUCCUUGUCUCCUUUCCAAACACUAAGUACAGAUCCACAACCAGAGCAGUCUGUGUAUACGUGUGUGUUUGUGUGCGAGAGAGAGGGAGAGACUAAUUGGGAUGUUUGGACAGCCUCACACAUUCCUCAGACCGAGCUGCCCUGGAAAGGAGACAAAGAAGGAGGUCACCUACUAAUUCUGGGAUGCAGAGCGCUCUCAGCGAGCGGAAACGCGCCGCGCUGUCCGACGAGCAGAAAGCCACUUCAUCUGUGACGCGCGUCCAUCCCUCAGUCCGUCAUCCUCACCCGUCACCUUAAAAAGCCAGAGAGGGCCGCCAUCAGACGCCGCGCUCGCCUCAAAGAGUCGCUCGCCAAAAACAAGAGGAGGGUCCCCUCUCCUGCUCAGACCACCCGUUUGUGUUUUCUGUUACUUCCUGUUUGCCUGACAGCGGUGCAGCUCAUCCCCCCCCAGCGUCCCGCUUGUAGCCAGUUUCACGGCUGUCUGUCGGGGCGGACGGCAUCCAGACCACGGCUGCAUCUCUGAGGCCCCGCAGUCACUUUUCCUCUCCAGCCGCCAGUGUUAAGACGAUCCUCUGCAGCCGAGUCACGCCUACACAAACUUAUCAGCGUCGCGGUUCGAUGAAGAAUACAGAUGGAGUCUUAGUUUCUCUGAUGCCCUUCCUGUGACAGCUCUGACGAGUUGCAAUAAGUAUUUAAUUUUUUUUUUUUUUUUUUGCACUUCUAACUCAUGCAAACAAAUCGGCUCUUCCACCCCCCCACUUGUGUUUAGGUGCUUUAAUUAAUAAUAAUAAUUAUAAUAAAAAAAAGAGUAAAACGAUGUGUGCAUCCCUGUGGGAGAAGUGAUUUAAUUUAUUCUUGAUGUUCUGGCCGCUUGUUGCACAUCAGCUGCUCUUGUUUUGUGGGGACGCUUGUUUUGAAAGGAGCCGUGUAGAAGAAACGUGGUUGUUGCAGCGGAUAAAUCUUGGAAAGAUCCUUUAAUUAUAAGAUUGAAAGAGGAGAGCAGGGCAGUCAGAGGCCAACUUUUAUGGGUCGAACAGGUAAAUGGAACAGAAGCGGGUGUAAAAACCCCGUUUCUAAAUCCUGAUGAGGCUUUGUGGGAUUGGAAAGUUUUAAUUUUGCUGACUUGAGACGUCUCUUCGCUCCCCUCUGCGACUUUGGUUUGCACCUGUUUUCGCACUUAUUUAUUUUGUGUAUUCAGAGUUCAAGCUUUCCUUUCUGUUCAGCUGGUGGCUAAAGGAAGAACCGGCUGAUUUCCGCGCUUCUGUCUGGAGUUUUAAAAAAGAAAAAGGACAAACGCUGAGAUGGAAAACGACGUCCCGGAUAAUUGAGCGUGAAUCUGCUGACAUUUGGGGGGGGAAGGCGUCCAAGAGAAUUAAGUAAUGCUUGUUGGGGCCACAGGAAUCAGAUUCCCCUGUGCUGGGCACCGCUUUUUCAUCACUUCCUGCUGCCGGACUGAUGACUAGAGGCCAGAGUACUGCGCAGGAACCCGGCCUGUAAAAACGUCCUCUCCUCGCCGUUUAGCAUCUAGCCCUCCUUUUUUGGCCUCAGAGCUCAGCAGGGAGCUCCUGUUGCUGAAGGCGAUGGCGUUUUCUCAGCAGAGAGGAGGGGGAGAAGAAAUGUCGCGAGACUUUUUCCGCUCCUUUUUUAAACGUUGAGUGACGUCACCCGCAGUUGAGUCGUUUCUGUGCUUUCCAGAGCUGGCCCGUCUGCUAGCGCUUGGGUUUAUUUAGAGCUGACUUGUUUCUGUUGCUUUUCCUCGGUCGGUCAUGGCCUUCAUCAGACUGAAUCACGCCACAUGAUGUCUUCAGAGCCAAAAAAAAAAACAAAACACGAUCAGCUGUUUCUGGAUACUUGUCUAAAAUAAGAUGAAUGGCUAAUCUAUAUUCUUAACAAAUAAUUGUUGGUAUGACAUGUGUGGUUCACGAUGUAAAAAAAAAAAAAAAUACAAUAAAACAGUUCAGUUGAA
Fundulus heteroclitus (mummichog) is the source of this 3201-nucleotide messenger RNA. RefSeq names its product chromosome 16 C16orf72 homolog (gene hapstr1a). Lineage: Eukaryota; Metazoa; Chordata; Actinopteri; Cyprinodontiformes; Fundulidae. The record is from RefSeq and is a predicted model, not a curated record. The coding region runs from base 210 to 1097 and encodes 295 amino acids. The transcript is spliced from 5 exons.